This is a messenger RNA of Brienomyrus brachyistius, 1902 nucleotides long. Its product is annotated as interferon regulatory factor 4-like. Gene Ontology annotation, cellular component: nucleus. Bases 156 to 1391 code for a protein of 411 amino acids. Gene Ontology annotation, biological process: regulation of transcription by RNA polymerase II; immune system process. The transcript is spliced from 9 exons. NCBI's taxonomy places the organism in Eukaryota, Metazoa, Chordata, Actinopteri, Osteoglossiformes, Mormyridae. Gene Ontology annotation, molecular function: protein binding; RNA polymerase II cis-regulatory region sequence-specific DNA binding; DNA-binding transcription factor activity, RNA polymerase II-specific. The record is from RefSeq and is a predicted model, not a curated record.
GAUGGUGAGGGAUUUCCCUGCUGUUUACUGUAGGUUCAGCGCAGAUGAACUUCUGAGUUAAACUCCUCCCAAUUGUUAUUUAAGAAUCAAGUUCCUCCUUCUCAGCACUUGUCAGGUCGAUCUGAGUGUUAAUAGGGUCGUAAUUUCUCUAAGAAAUGAAUUUAGAGAGUGACUGCAACAUGUCAGUCAGUUGUGGCAAUGGAAAACUUAGGCAGUGGCUGAUCGAUCAGAUUGACAGCGGAAAAUACCCCGGAUUGGUGUGGGAGAGUGACGACAAAACCAUUUUCAGAAUACCCUGGAAGCACGCUGGCAAACAGGACUAUAAUCGGGACGAGGAUGCGGCGCUUUUCAAGGCUUGGGCGCUGUUUAAGGGCAAAUUCAGGGAAGGGAUCGAUAAACCGGACCCCCCGACGUGGAAAACGAGACUCCGGUGUGCGUUGAACAAAAGCAAUGACUUCGACGAACUGGUAGAGAGGAGUCAACUGGAUAUAUCUGACCCUUACAAAGUUUACAGAAUCAUCCCAGAAGGAGCCAAAAGGGGCGCCAAGCAGAUGAGCACAGAGGAGCCUACGAGCCACAUGGACCUGGGCUACCCCAUGCCGGUCCCCUACGCCAUGCAAACUCAGGUGCCAAAUUAUAUGGUGGGUCCCGAGCGACGGGAUUGGAGGAGCUACGUUCCAGAACAGCAUCACCACAGCGAUCUGCCCUACGGCCACUACCAACCACGCGCCCUCCCCUGGCAGGCCCCGCCCUGUGACAAUGGCUACCAGAUCACCGGAUCCUUUUACUCCUGCUCCCCAGCAGAUUCCCAAUCUCCCGCCUUUCCUCUGGAUCCUAGCCGAUCUGCAGAGACCUUGGCAUUCUCUGACCGCCAGCUGCACAUCUGCCUGUACUACCGAGCGACCCUGGUGAAGGAGGUGACCACUGUCAGCCCCCAGGGCUGCAUAAUCUCAUCCAGCCCCGAGGACAGGCAAUGCGGCGGUGUCGAGCAGGUGCUCUUCCCUUUUCCGUAUCCCCAGUCGCACUGCCGGGGCAUGGAGCGACUGUCCGUCACACUGGAGCGGGGCGUGCUGCUGUGGUUGGCUCCCGGCGGCUUGUAUGCCAAACGCCUCUGCCAGAAGCGCAUCUACUGGGAAGGGCCGUCGGCUCCGUUCGCUGACCAGCCCAGCAAGUUGGAGAAGGAGCAGACCUGCAAGCUCUUUGACACACAGAGAUUCCUGGCAGAGCUCCAGGGUUACGUCCAUCGCAGCCGCCACGUGCCCAGGUUCCGCGUCGUGCUGAGUUUCGGGGACGAAUACCCAGACCCACAGAAGCAGACGAAGAUGAUUACAGCUCAGAUGGAACCUGUAUUUGCCAAGCAGCUGCUCAGCUUCACGCAGUGCCGCCCUUAACACCCCAGGGUAUGAACUGCUGCAUCACGACCACGAAAGAGUCACACGCCACUCCGGCAUACAGGAGUGAGGCCCGUCGCCUGGGACCCAUGACAGCGACCUCAGAUGACCUACCUGGCAGACCGACGGCAGAGGCAGCCCAAGAGAAGAUGCACGAUGGGGCUCUGGUUUGUAUCAUACUUCUCGUCGCUCACGUGGACGCCUGGGAGCCAGUGGCUCGAGCCAGUCAAACUAAGAAAGCUUGGCCUCUUCUCCAGCCAUUUCUCCUCGAGUCACCGUCUCAGGGACAUGCUUGUUCCGCAUGAUGAACUUUUCUUUGAGGGUCUUGGAGCUGCCGGAGGCCUUCGAGAGACUCUGAGUGCGUCUUAAUUAUCUCUUGUUUCAUAGCUGGGAUGCAUCUUGGGGCGCUGUACUAACUGGGCCAGGUCUUCAGUCUCCGCCUGCCCCCGACGAGCACGGCCUCAGAUGUUUUCAAAUGGAUUCAUUAAAGCUUUUCUUAAAUGCUUUGGCA